Oryza brachyantha (malo sina) is the source of this 1845-nucleotide messenger RNA. RefSeq lists its product as uncharacterized. Lineage: Eukaryota; Viridiplantae; Streptophyta; Magnoliopsida; Poales; Poaceae. The record is from RefSeq and is a predicted model, not a curated record. The coding region runs from base 1 to 1542 and encodes 513 amino acids. The transcript has 2 exons.
AUGGCUGGAGGUGAGAGUGAUGACUCGUCGGGUUCGUACACGGGGUGGCCGACCAUCAUGGAGGAGUCCCUGAACCCGCCGGCACACGCCACCGCUGCGACGGCGACGCCGACGCCUUGGGUCCUCCUCGAUUUGCAGGCCUUCAUGGCCAACCACCCCAACGCCACCACCGCGAAGUCCCAAACCAGGAGCGGCCAGCCCAUCGAGGUAUCCUUCUGGACCGCCCCGCCGCCGAGCGUCUCCUACAUGUGCGUCCACUGCCCUGGAUUGGAUCCCACCAAGUUCGCGGCGGAGCCCACCAUCAUGGCCACGGAGGCGGACCUCGUCCUCCUCCGACUCGCCCUAGGGCCCUGGGACAACCGCUACGAUGGAAGCUGCUAUGACUACUUCGUCUAUCACUCCGCCGCCACCAAACUGCGCUUGCUCCCGCACCCUGCCAUCGACAGGUUCAUUGACAACGAGGUUGGCCUGCUGCGCUGCGGCUCUGCUACUCCAAGCCGCCGCCUUGACCCCAGGAGAUUGGGCCUGCACCCACAUCCUGUCCCUGACGAUGGUACCUUCGUCGUUGCUGCACUCUGUAACACCCACACUUCAGGAUUCUUUGAGUACGCCCUCCACGUCUACCACUCCGGUGCAGAUGCUUGGAGCUGCCAUCCACUCUCCCUGCAUGGCCUGGUCGACCCAUCAUUUACCCAUGUUAAUACCAAGGCGAUCACUGUUGGAGGGAAAGCGGGCACCAUGGGCUGGGUCGACCUCUACCGUGGUAUCAUCUUCUGCGAUAUUCUCUCUCUACACACUGACACCAGCAGCCCUGCGCUCCGCUACUUCCCGCUGCCGCCGCCUCUCAAACCCACCAUGCCGUUCAGCGGCUCUGCAAGGCCUCUUCGUGACAUUGCUGUUGUCCAAGGUCGAAUCAGGUACACUCAGAUGCAAGUUUUUACGAGGCGAACCUGCAGCAACGGCACCUUCUCUCGAGGUUGGACUGCUACCAUCUGGAGUGCACCUGCCACCAAUCCUUGGAAGCAGGGUUGGCGCCAGGACUACAAACUCAAUUCUUCUGAUCUCUCUGUUGAUGGCAACACGUUGAAUUUUGAGUUGCUGCCUAAGAUUUUGGAUGACCAAGCCACACCCCAGCAAACCUUGGAGAGACUUUAUGUGGGCCAUCCAACCCUAAGCUUGCACUCUGAUGACACUGUUUGCUUCAUGGCCAAGGUCGACCAAUGGAAUGAAAUUACGUGGGUGCUUGCUGUUGACGUGAAGAACAUGAGGCUAAAAGAUGUGGCUCUGUAUGGCUCAAAAAGAAUUAUUUGCUUUGGCUAUGGCUACAUGAGCAGUAAGAUAUCAGACUAUCUUCCUAUGGCUCCAGGUUUAAAGGGUAGCCUAAAGCGACAAGGGGUUGUAUUGACGGUACCCUCUCAAAAGAAGCAGACCCACAUGGUGCAUCUGUCUCCUCCCUCUUGGAAAGGUGGAGAUCAGCAGAAUUUUGGAACAAGUAUGGGAGGCACAGAGGAUAUAAUGGACUUGGACAUUUUUUUUGGAUGAUGGGCAUGGCUAACUGUGGCACAUCUUCAUGCCUUGUGUUAGACUUCUUAUGGCCAGAUAUCUAUUUAUCUACUGUUUUAUUAGUUCUAUUUAUGAGGGGUAUUGCAGGUAUUUUGUAGCGAGCAUGAAUAUUCAGGGGAUUAUAUUUAUAGAAAAGUUCCAUCUACUAGAGCACAACCUUAAGAGUGUGCUCUUGUUUAUGCCCCUGUUUAUUUUUUAAUCAAUGUAAGGAGGUUGUAGACCAUAUUUUCCUCUUAUUGGUGUCAAAUUGCUCACAAAUUAUGGAUGUUUGCUGCUGGUAGU